AUGUUAAAGAAAGUGUUGGAAGAUUUGAUUGGAAAGACGAUUGAGCAAAAGUUUGAAGAGAUAGAACUUGCGGAAGUUAGAGCAAGACGUGAAGCUGAAAUGGAAGCUGGAAUGAAAGAUAAGGGUAAAGGUGUUCCAGUUGAAGAUGAUAUUCAAGUGAUUGAAAGAGAAAUUGUUCUGACUGAACCAAAAUCUUCGACAAAAGUUCCAGAAUCGUCUAUUCUAGAUCCUUGUCCAAUAAAUUCAGUAUUUGAUGUGAUUAACGACAAUGAUGAAGAUGAUGAAGAAGACGAAGAUGAUAAUCUGAAAGAUGAUGCAGAUGAAGUAUAUUCUAUUCAUAGUGAUGAUGAUGAUGAUGAUGAUGAUGGAAAUGAUGAUGCUGAUCAAGAUGAUGCAAACGAAGAACCAGAAAAUGCAGGAGGAAAGGGGGAGCAUGAUGAUGCUGAAAAUGUUGAUGAGAAUGUUGGUCAGGGUGCAGGUUUGAUUCUACGUCUUGAACACGAUGUAGAGGAAGGUGAGAUAUUGCAUACUUACACUAGAGCUGAGAUCAUUAAGAUGAUGCAUGUUGAAGAAGAUAAUUUUAACUUCGAUUUUGAAGAGGAGUUGAACGAAUUUAAUAUCAAUCAUCAACCUGAAUAUCAGUACAAGUAUGUUGAAGAAGCUGAUAAUUAUGAUAAAGGUGAAGUAGAAGACUGGAGUAACGAUGAUCAGUCUGAGAAUGUUAAUGUCGAUACUUCUAGUUUUCCUACUCUUGCUGAAUUUUUCAGUCAAGCAAAUGAGGAUGAAUUGAGAAGAAAAGUUGCUGAAAGUGUUAAGAGUAAGAGUUUUAGUGAAAUGUCUAAAGAAGAAUAA
Helianthus annuus (common sunflower) is the source of this 852-nucleotide messenger RNA. Its product is annotated as protein PFC0760c-like. The transcript has 2 exons. NCBI's taxonomy places the organism in Eukaryota, Viridiplantae, Streptophyta, Magnoliopsida, Asterales, Asteraceae. Bases 1 to 852 code for a protein of 283 amino acids. The record is from RefSeq and is a predicted model, not a curated record.